Capsella rubella is the source of this 1074-nucleotide messenger RNA. RefSeq lists its product as uncharacterized. The transcript has 3 exons. Gene Ontology annotation, molecular function: protein binding. The record is from RefSeq and is a predicted model, not a curated record. NCBI's taxonomy places the organism in Eukaryota, Viridiplantae, Streptophyta, Magnoliopsida, Brassicales, Brassicaceae. Bases 73 to 807 code for a protein of 244 amino acids.
AAACAACUCGAAACCACUGAUCGCCAAUAUUUUCCGGGAAAGCUCUUUGAAUUUUUCGAUACCUUGUUAACCAUGGCGCUUCAUGGGACUGGAUUUUUAUGCAAAGUUUCAAGCACAGUAGAUGUCACAUCUCUGUUUGGUGGUUCGACGAGGCUGCUUCACUUGCCUAAAUCUAAACCCAUUUAUUGCAACAUGGUUUCUGCCAGCAAUACAUUUGGGUUGGGUCAUCUCAAGCUGCAGAACAAUGAACCGUGCUCUCGUCUUAGGCCUUGUCGAGUCAAACGUGAGGACAAUAACCAAACUGCAGAUGUUGAGAGCAUAUCAGUGGAUGAGAACACGUUGAAGCAAGAUCUCGAGAUUGCGAUCCAGGAAGAAAACUACGUGGAAGCAGCUAAAAUACGGGACAAACUAAAAGACCUUCAAGAAGAUAACAAAGCCUCUGUUUUGUCAGCUAAUUCUAGGUUCUACCAAUCUUUCAGAAACGGGGACUUAGCUGCGAUGCAAUCGCUGUGGUCAAAAACUGGAAACCCGUGCUGUGUCCAUCCAGGAGCCAAAGGCAUAACUGGGUAUGAUUAUAUAAUGGAAAGCUGGGAGUUUGUGUGGAUGAACUAUGAGUUUCCGUUACAGAUCGAGCUGAAAGAUGUUGAGGCUCAUGUCCGAGGCGAAAUAGGUUAUGUAACGUGUAUGGAGUUUGUGAAGACAAAGGGGAGUAGUAGUUGGGGAGCUCAGUUUGUGUCGAAUGUGUUUGAACGGAUUGAUGGACAAUGGUUUAUUUGCAUUCACCAUGCUUCUCCUGUUGAUAUUUGAUCGAUAAACCAAAGCAACGUUACACAACUUCAAAAUGCGUUACUGGGAUUGCACUGGGAUAUCUUGGUGGUUGUUUUAGGGCUGGUGAAGGGCUCUAUAACGAAAACUGAUCAUUUUGGCGAUGAAUGUGUAGAUAUUCCGAUCUGUUCUUUUAUCGGAUCAAUGAGUUUUAGCUUGUACUUCGUUCAAAAUACUCCUGUUGUAAAUUACGAAUGUUUUGUUUGCUUUAGAUAAUACAUGCAAUGCAGUUGUUUCGUAUGUUUUGAA